AUGGGCAGGACAGGUACCAUAAUUAGGGAGUCGUUCAAUAUAAUGGACCAGGACGCCGACGGCUACAUGAACUUCAACGAAUUAGUAUAUGCCCUAAGACUCAUCGGAAUAUCGACCGAUUAUAGGAAGCUGUAUAAAAAUAACAAAAUCAUUUAUAACGUAAAAGAGUACUCCAAAAUAGCAAGGAAGGAGCUAGGAGAAGUGACCCCUCACGAAAAAUUAAUACACACUUUGAAAAAAUUAGACAAAGAUAACACUGGCUAUCUUAACGUAGAUACAAUAAUUUUUUUAGUUAUGACAAUGAGCAAUGUUUUAUCUGAUGAGGACUGCAGUAAUUUUAAGAAGUUUGUUGAUCCGGACAAUAAGAGUUUUAUAUCCUUAGAAAAUUUUGCGCAGAAGAUACUUUCCUGA
Messenger RNA from Plasmodium knowlesi strain H, 411 nucleotides. Its product is annotated as calmodulin, putative. Lineage: Eukaryota; Apicomplexa; Aconoidasida; Haemosporida; Plasmodiidae. The record is from RefSeq and is a predicted model, not a curated record. The transcript has a single exon. Gene Ontology annotation, cellular component: cytoplasm. The coding region runs from base 1 to 411 and encodes 136 amino acids. Gene Ontology annotation, molecular function: calcium ion binding.